GACCACCGAGAAGAGGAGCUACGAACGCGUGAGAAUCUUUUUGGGUCUGCCGGGAAUCGAACCCAGGACUUCUAAGCAUAGUAAGAUCAGUGUACUGUCUGUCAUGCCACGGUUGCACUCGUUAUGAUAUAUUAAAAGAUAUUAAAAAAUAUUUGAUUAUCCACAUGGCUACACCGGUAUUAACAAAAAAGCAGCAAAGACAGAGUUUGUCAGCUAAAAAAGGACCUAUUAAAGGUUUGCGGAAUCUCUUAGCACAGCCUCAUGAGAACUACUGGCCUGUUGUGAAUAUCGAUCAAUAUCCAACAUUGAUAAAUCUUAUGAAUGAGUUAUUACCUUUGAUAAAACGGCCAAGUUUCAAAAUUUCUGGAUCAAUGUUUAGAUAUACCUCAAAAGAAGAACGUAUAUUAGCCAGAAAAGAAGCAUUAGAGAAAGAAAUCAAACCUGAUAACAAUUUAUUAAAGUCUGUGAUAUUGGGUAUCAAUGCAGUUACCAGAGCUUUAGAAAAGAACAAUAUAUGUUGCAUUUUAUUAGAUGCCAGUGUGGAACCACCUCUCUUGGUAAAACACAUUGUUGUUAUGGCACAGAACAAGAAAGUACCUGUUCUUUUAUUACCUGUUUUGAAGACAGUCACCUUACAAACUAUCGGAUUUGCCACAGCAGCUUUUGCUUUAAAGCAUGAUGUAAUGCAAUCCUCAGACAAUGCAUUCCAUGCAUUGUACCAACUAGUAGCGGAAGUGUUUAAAGAUUUUGAACCCCCAAAAUGUUCGCUGCAACUUUUUAAAUCUGACGAGACACAUGAGGAAAGUACGAUGCAUGAGGUGAAGACAAAUGCAAAUUGUGAUCCAAAUUCAAAUAUUUCAAAAUCAGAGAAGUCUGAUGUUGUAGUUACAGACAUAUAUAGAUAUAGGUCUUCGCGAAAAGAGAGAGCUUUUGUGCCUCCAACUAGGAACAAGGACUGUCAAGUCCCGCAAGCAAUGUCGGAUGGACUCGUUGUUUACAAUAAUGAUCUUGAUUACGUUGACAGUAGAAAUUUUAUAAAUAUAUCGGAGAAUAAGGAAGACACAAAUAUCUGUGAAAAAGAAAGUCAAUCCAAAGAUGCAGAAGAAGAUGAAAUCAAAAUAUCUCUUAAUGAACCAAAAUUAAUUACUAAUAGCACGGAUUCAUGGAAACAUGUAGAUCAUAUUUCUAGAAAACGCAGAAAUAGCGCUACUUAUUUAUCACUGAAAGUAAAAUGCAUACAAGGAAAUAACAAUAGGAUAAAGGCGACUAAAAUUGUUAAAAAGAAAAGGAAGUAAUAUAUUUUAAUAUAUUAUUUAUACGUUUCUAGAGUAAUACAAAAGAAAAAUAAAUUGAGCUAUGUAAAUAUGUACAGUUAAGCGGAAAAUAAUACAAUGAUGUUACUAUACACUAAUACAAUAUUAUAUAUUAAUAUGAAACACCAAAAAUGUACCUUUUUCUCUUAUAGAUCUUGUUAUUAUGUACAAAACUUAAUCCUAUUUUUUACACUGUCAGUUCACUGUGUGGAAACAAUUUCAAUUUAAACUACCUAACGCCAAAAACUAGCAAAAGAAGUUCUAUAUUUGUAUAAUAUAAUGUGAUAUUAGAUUAACACAUUAUAAUAAAAUUUUUGCAUAUCAAAGUGGACUUGAGUCAGUCUUCUGUGU
Dinoponera quadriceps is the source of this 1664-nucleotide messenger RNA. RefSeq lists its product as uncharacterized. The transcript has 5 exons. Gene Ontology annotation, molecular function: ribonuclease P RNA binding; ribonuclease P activity. Gene Ontology annotation, cellular component: fibrillar center; ribonuclease MRP complex; nucleolar ribonuclease P complex. The record is from RefSeq and is a predicted model, not a curated record. Lineage: Eukaryota; Metazoa; Arthropoda; Insecta; Hymenoptera; Formicidae. Bases 165 to 1295 code for a protein of 376 amino acids. Gene Ontology annotation, biological process: tRNA 5'-leader removal.